AUGGCUACUCCGAGCGCGACCGAGGAAAUGGAGAGACUACAGCUAUCAGACGAGGACACAGAAGAGCUAUGGAACUCACCCUCGCAACGACGCACAAAGCCACCUACCCAAAGAACACCGGCAUCAGCAGACCGAUUACAAAAUCAAGACACCAAACCUUCGCUUGAUCAGGAAGAGGCUCGGGAACUCGCACUCCGGAAUGAAUUACAAACUGUGAGAAACGUGAAUCAAGCCAUUGAGGGGGUGUUGGAAAGUCUGGAACGAGCUAAGGGCAAUAUGGAGACAGUGUCACGUACAGUCGACUCGGCAUCAACGCUACUAAACACAUGGACCCGAAUACUUGCGCAGACCGAACACAACCAAAGACUCCUGCUCAAUCCUCAAUGGCAAGGCGCCUCUCAUGACAUCGCCGAGAUUGAAAGUGAAGCAGUAGCCAAGCAACAGGCCGCCGAGCGAAGAGAACGAGAACUCCAAGAACGUCGCGAAGCAGCGGUCAGAAAAGCGGAACAAGAGGAAAGAGCGGGAGCAGCUGCAACAACGGCGUCUGGGCGCGGUCGAGGUACAACGAGAGGAAGAGUAGUACGUAGAGGAGGGUUAGGGAGGACACCGAGUGUGUCUGCUUCUAGGAGUACUUCUUCCUCUACAAGCACAACGAGAACCGCUCGACCUGCUUCGGCGGCAUCGACGCGACGGCCAGUUAGCGGGAUUGCCCGUGGUCCGAGCGCUGCAAGUCGUGGGCGCGGUAAACCUUAG
Talaromyces marneffei is the source of this 753-nucleotide messenger RNA. RefSeq lists its product as uncharacterized. Bases 1 to 753 code for a protein of 250 amino acids. Gene Ontology annotation, cellular component: mitotic spindle; DASH complex. Gene Ontology annotation, biological process: mitotic cell cycle. NCBI's taxonomy places the organism in Eukaryota, Fungi, Ascomycota, Eurotiomycetes, Eurotiales, Trichocomaceae. The transcript has 2 exons. The record is from RefSeq and is a predicted model, not a curated record.